GAUGAUAGUGAGUCUAGCUCCUCCUUGGUAUCUCUGGUUCUUCUUCUUCCUCAGAUCAAAAAGCCUCGUGCCUCUCUCGUUUUCUCUAAGUUCUCGAAAAUGCUGGCUAGGCUUGCUGCUAAGCGUCUUCUCGAGAUCCGUCAAGUUUUCCGCCAACCACCCUCGCAGGCGUCUCGUAGCUUAUCGACAGCCUUAAACUACCACCUCGAUUCUCCUGAUAACAAACCCGAUCUUCCAUGGGAGUUUUCAGAGGCAAACAAAUCUAAGGUUAAGGAGAUACUCUCUUACUAUCCAUCAAACUACAAGCAGUCUGCAGUUAUUCCUCUUCUAGAUCUUGCACAACAACAGCAUGGAGGCUGGCUCCCUGUUUCAGCAAUGAAUGCGGUUGCUAAAGUUAUAGAGGUUGCUCCUAUCCGUGUGUAUGAGGUUGCUACAUUUUAUUCAAUGUUCAACAGGGCAAAGGUUGGAAAGUACCACCUCCUAGUUUGUGGGACAACACCUUGCAUGAUCCGUGGUUCACGAGAGAUUGAAUCAGCUUUGUUAGACCAUUUGGGAGUGAAACGUGGUGAAGUCACAAAGGAUGGUUUAUUCUCUGUUGGAGAGAUGGAAUGCAUGGGAUGUUGUGUUAAUGCACCCAUGAUCACUGUGGCAGACUAUUCCAAUGGAUCAGAAGGAUAUACGUAUAACUAUUUCGAAGAUGUUACACCUGAGAAAGUCGUAGAGAUUGUUGAAAAGCUGAGGAAAGGAGAAAAGCCACCGCAUGGAACUCAAAAUCCGAAGAGGAUCAUGUGUGGACCAGAAGGAGGAAACACGACACUGCUCGGCGAGCCGAAGCCACCGCAAUUUCGUGAUCUUGACGCUUGCUAAAAGCUAAGUUUUAUGUGGUUUAAUAACGCAAAAGGCUAUAGUGAUGUUUGAAGCCUAUAGCAUCAAAUUGAGUUUGCAUAAUCUCUUUGUAGUCUUCUUGGUUGUGGAAUUUAGACCCCCCAUUUUAAAAACCAAUGGCCAAAAGCGUCCUAUUUUGUUAUUGUCUCAUUUCAAGACACAUGUGAAAUCGUUGUAAUAAA
This is a messenger RNA of Eutrema salsugineum, 1067 nucleotides long. Its product is annotated as NADH dehydrogenase [ubiquinone] flavoprotein 2, mitochondrial. Bases 100 to 867 code for a protein of 255 amino acids. Gene Ontology annotation, molecular function: NADH dehydrogenase activity. Gene Ontology annotation, biological process: mitochondrial electron transport, NADH to ubiquinone. Lineage: Eukaryota; Viridiplantae; Streptophyta; Magnoliopsida; Brassicales; Brassicaceae. The record is from RefSeq and is a predicted model, not a curated record. The transcript is spliced from 10 exons.